AUGAGUGUAGAAGUUACCAAGAACUCCAAGACCGUUUGUGUAAUGGACGCAUCCGGCCGCCUCGGGGCCUCUUUGGUCGAGAGCCUCCUCCGGCGAGGAUACACCGUUCAUGCUGCCCUUUGCGACCAUGGUGAUCUCAAUAUAUCCAAAGGAGUCUCUAACGAGAGGAGCAACAACCUGAGGAUAUUUCGAUCCGAUCCGUUUGAUUAUCAGAGCAUCGUUGAUGCCAUGAGAGGGUGCUCUGGCUUGUUCUACAAUUUUGAGCCUCCAAAGGAUAAUCCAACCUAUGAUGAGUUCAUGGUUGAGAUGGAGGUGAGGGCAGCGCACAACGUAUUGGAAGCCUGUGCUCAAACGGAGACCAUGGAGAAGGUGGUCUUCACAUCGUCGGUAACCGCCGUCAUAUGGAAGGAGGAUCGAAGUUCGAUGGAGGAGCUCGACGAGAGAGAUUGGAGCGAUCCUAGUUUCUGCCGUAAAUUUAAGGUAUGGCACGCCCUAGCGAAAACCCUAGCUGAGAAAACAGCAUGGGCACUAGCCAUGGAUCGAGACACCGUCGACAUGGUCUCCAUCAACGCCGGCCUCCUCACCGGCCCCGAGCUCUCCGCCGCCGCGCCGUACCUAAAAGGCACGCCGGAGAUGUACGACGACGGAGUUCUUGUGACCGUCGGCCUAAAAUUCCUCGUCGACGCUCACAUUUGCGUCUUCGAGAGUUCGUCGGCGUACGGACGGUACCUUUGCUUUGAUCAUGUCGUUUGUCGGCCGGAAGACGCCACUAAGUUUGCCCGGAUGGUGUCGCCUACUGGCUCUUGCCCGCCGUCAAGUGAGGGUUUGAGUGUGAGGCAGCCAAAGAUCCGGAGCAAGAAGCUAAGCAAGGCAAUGCUGGAGAACGCAGAAGGCGUGUGAAAGACAAAAAAAAAAAAAAAAAGAUAUUAAAUUAAGGAACAGUACAAUAAACAAUAUUGACAGGAAAUUUAGAUUAAUCAAAGUGGAGUAUCAUGGUUUUCUCUAUGAAUUUGUAAAAUCAGUAUAGGUUAUAAUAGUUUUGUGUGCAGAUUGGUUGCAUACAGGCCAAAGACGAGUUUUCUUCAGAAGGACAGAUGUAUUAAUUUGAUAAUACUUUUGGGUGUGUUUCAGUUUAUACGGUCAAAAUGACCAUCUUGUAUUUAUUUAGAGCUUUUCGUUUGAAGAACUGCGCAACAAACAAAGCUGAACAUUAGAAUUA
Messenger RNA from Asparagus officinalis (garden asparagus), 1219 nucleotides. RefSeq names its product cinnamoyl-CoA reductase-like SNL6. The transcript has 7 exons. Gene Ontology annotation, molecular function: 3-beta-hydroxy-Delta5-steroid dehydrogenase (NAD+) activity. NCBI's taxonomy places the organism in Eukaryota, Viridiplantae, Streptophyta, Magnoliopsida, Asparagales, Asparagaceae. The record is from RefSeq and is a predicted model, not a curated record. The coding region runs from base 1 to 900 and encodes 299 amino acids. Gene Ontology annotation, biological process: steroid biosynthetic process.